AUUACCAGUAAGGGUCGCUGGAUAAAGUUGCUCUGCAAGACUCCCACGGCAGGUCCGUUCUCGUUCGCUACGUUCGUUGACUCACUCUCUGCGCAGCUGCAAAUGCCCCGAGAUGCACCUUUACUGCUAUCCGAUACUCCAUUACCGCUACAUUUGGUCAUGAAACUUACCCUGCUGCCGCCGCAGCCACCGUAGACAUCCAACGCGCUGCUAAUUCUCAUAGACUUGACACCAGAGUCUACCCUGAGCUUUAUGCUGUCCUUUUCGCUUAUACUGCUUACUCCCCCAGCAAACGACGACCAGCCAGUAGGUGACAUAGCAGGCUCUUGAACGCGACAAGGACUUGCCGUGAGGACUUGCGGGGCUCAUUCGAUGGCGGAAGAUCAGGAGCAGUUUGCUGAAGAUGCUGUUCUUGGCGAUGAAGCGGACAUGAUGGCUGAGGGAGAUGCUAUGGAUGACGCUCAAGCGGAUGCACCAAGCGACCAGGCUGCUGGGGACGCCGGUGCUAGUGCUGCGGAGGAAGUCCCCGCCACAAAAGAAGAGCCCAAAGUCGAGGGCGGCCAAGACAAUGGGCCAGCCGAGCCGCAGGCAGCCGAUGCUGCUCGCGAGCAAGAGCUUGCUACGGCGGAGGACGAGCGACAGCGGCACGAGGAGGAGCAGCAACAAGGGUCCGGCGAUGCCGAGGAUCCCAUGAGCCAGCCCCCGCACGGCACGGAGGUCUUUGUGUCCAAGGUGCCUCGAGAGGCCAGCGACGCACAGCUGAAAGCGUUCUGCGAAAUGGCCGGGGAGGUCUUUGCGUUGCGUGUACCUAAGGACCGCGAGACGAACACGAACAAGGGCUACUGCUUCUGCGUGUAUAAGGCCCGUGAGAGCGCCGAGAAGGCCUUGACGGUGCUGGAGGGCCGCGAGGUCAAGGACUUCCCUGGUCGGAGGAUCAACGUGGUUCCCUCCAUUGUCAAGAACAAGCUCUACAUGGGGGGCCUGCCGCGGGACAUGAUGCGCGAGGAGCUGGAGGCGGUGCUGCAUGGCGAGACAGUAGGCCUGGAGAAGGUGGAGAUUAUGAUGGACAGGGAGACCAACCAGGGCCGUGGUUUCGGCUUCAUCGCCUUUUACAACAACGCCGCCGCCACGCUGGCGCUGCGUAAGCUGAGCCGACCGGACUUCCGGCUGCGGGGCCAGCCAGUGCAGGUCAUGUGGGCCGACCCCAAGCGUGACGAGAUCGGCACGGAGAAGGUCAGGUCCAUUUACGUGGGCAACCUGCCGGAGCACUACACGGAGCAGGACCUCCGCAACUCUUUCACGCAGUACGGCACGAUCGACCGCGUCACGCUGCUGUACACGCCGGAGGAUCCCGGCAAGCUGCGCAACUACGCCUUCGUGAACUACGUGGAGCGCUCCGCGGCACUGAAGGCCGUCAGCGAGGCGGAGAACAAGAAGCACAUGAUGGGGGACCGCGAGCUCAUUGUGCACAUGGCGAGGCCCCAGCUGCAGCGCGACGACGGCAGUGGCAUGGGCGGCAUGGGCAUGAUGCGUGGGUACGGACCUGCCGGCUACGGCUAUGGACCGCGUGCUUACGGGGCGCCCGGUCGCGGAGGCGGCCGGGGCCCUGGUGGGCGGGGUGGACGGGGCGCCCCGGGUGGGGGCCGCGGCUACGGCGGCGGACGCGGCUACGCCCAGUCAGACUAUGGGUACGGCUAUGACGAGAGCUACGACUAUGGCUAUGAGGAGGGCUAUGAGGACGAGGGCUACGAGGGGUACGGCUAUAGCUACGGCUACGGCGGCUACCCCAGCGUACCCAUCAUGCCUGUGAUGGUUCCCAGCAGCCAGUUUGGGUACGUUGUGGGCGGUGCCGCGGCUGCUGGGUAUCACGAGGGCGGCGGCGCGGGUGCGGGCGGCCCGGUGCGUCGCAGCGGCGGACCGCCCGCGGGUCCGCGCGCGGAGGGGCGCCCUGCGGCCGACUAUGCUGGCUCUGGCUAUGGUGGUGGCGGCUAUGGCGCUAGCGGCAGCCGUGGAGGUGGCGGCGGCUACGAGGAGCGGGGCUACGGCCAGAGGGGCGAGUACGGCGGAGGUCGCCAAGGUGGCUACGACGCUGGUGCCGGCCACCGUGAUGCAGGUGGAUACGGGGCUCCCCAGGAGCGCUACGGCGCCGGCGCUCACGGCGGCAGGGGCCCAGCGGCUCCAAGGGCUGGCUACGGGGACGGCGGCAGGGGAGGCGGUGCUGCGGGAGGGUAUGCUGAUCGCAGCGCCGGCUACGGAGGUGAGCGCGCCGGCGGCUACGGCGAACGGAGUGCUGGGUACGGCGGCGGGGCAUACGGCGGUGAGCGGCCUGCAGGCGGUUACGGUGAGCGGCCUGCAGCGCCCUAUGGCGGAGAGCGAGGUGGAUAUGGCGGCGAGCGGGGCGGUUAUGGUGGCGAGAGAGGCGGGUACGGCGGUGGAGCGCCAUCGUACGGCGCGCCGCCACCGCCGCCAAGCCGCAGCAGCGCCCCUGCUGGAGGGCCUUAUGCUGCCACCAGCUCCGGUUACCAUGGUGGCUCCACGGGCUACUCGGGCGGCAGCACCGGUGCCCGCCCUGCUGGCUACCAAGGGGGCUCGGGCGGGUACACGGGUGGGAGCGGCGGCAGCCGACCACCGGCAGGCCCUGGCGCGGCGUACGGUGGCCGUGGUGGGGGAGCGGGCCCUCGUUACGCGCCCUACUAGUGUGAGGCGUAGAAAGCUACAGCACUGAGCAAUGGAACAUGUUGUUUGGAAGGGCAGUACAGUGGGACAUACCUGGCGGUUAUCUGCGCUGUGCUGAAGGAAGUAUAUAUGUUUAAUUGUGGAGGCAAAUGGGAUUUAGUGGACUGCCAUGUUCCGGGGAUCCGAGCUUUUAUCUACAACAGGCCGUUGCUCUGUGGCCGAAGGCCCAAGUACUGGCGUAAGGCGCAGAACGGUAUCGUCCUCGCCGUUAUAUAGUAAAUGCAUGAGCGCCGUCGCCCGGUUUACUUGCAUUGGGCGUGGCCCUGACUUGUCCUUGCCUGGCAGGCUUGGGAUUCCCUCGGGACGCAUAAGGGCAUGGGGCUAUUCCGGGGGCACUUUCUCCACUAUCAAUUGUGGCUGUUAUGAAUACCUGGUCUCCUGAUCGAGCGGGCCGCCCUCGCAUGAAAGCGCAUAUUACACCCGUUCGCACAUUGGAGGGUGUAACACCUCAGUGACGACACGUCUUCAAGGUCUACGUUGGUGCGGCUAAAAGCUACUAUGGUUCCUUCGCAUUCGAGCCUGUUGCGGACACUUUUCGGGUGUUUUCGAGCUGCCGAUGCUUAUCAAGACGAUGCAUCUCCCUGGGCCGCUACAACCUCACUAGAGAAUAUAAACAAGUAAAAGGGCAAAAGAGGAGGGCAAGUGAGCUCAUCUCCUACCUAUGAGAUCGCAAGGAAGCUGGGACACCGCGUCAGAACACUUCUCACACAUCUGGUGCAUGUAGGGGUAUAUGGUGUGGCCAAGGUGUCUUCCCGGGGAACUGUGCCCAUGGCGAACCUAAGGCAUGGAUCGCUUCAGGGCGCCUCUCAUCCUUGGGACAGCCUCACGACCGGCGGUUGUUGUGUAUUUGGCUAUCCCGAGCGCGGAGGUUUGGGAGGCGCAAGGAUAACAGGUACUUCUGCGUACUUUGACAAGGGCUGUGCGUAUUGAGGGGGUAAGCGGAACAUUGCGGUGCGGACAGGAGCUGUGAGGUGAGGUUGGGGAGGCUCCAUUAUGGUGGAGAGCCGGAACAUAGUUGCACGAAGUCUGCAAUGGAGAGGGUGAUCCAUCGGUAACUCGCUAGAUUAAUUGUCCCCUUUCACGCGGGGAUCCACUCACCUAGCACGCCUUGACUAGUGAGGAGGAGUGGGCCCUAGUAUGUGGCCGUACGCGUGCGGCAUAGGGAAGCAAC
Messenger RNA from Astrephomene gubernaculifera, 3907 nucleotides. The record is from the annotation of a GenBank genome assembly. NCBI's taxonomy places the organism in Eukaryota, Viridiplantae, Chlorophyta, Chlorophyceae, Chlamydomonadales, Astrephomenaceae.